AUGCCAAUCAGCCAACGCAAGCAGGCUCUCCUCGAGGCCAACCGAACCGGCCAAAUCCCGCUAGUCGGGUCAAAGUAUGCUGGAUGGUAUCAUGCUCCCAAUGGAAAACGCUACUUCGGCCUUGGAACAGUCAUGGAGAUCGGGUUAACUCACGACGGCGGCUUCUACGUGAGAUCCGAACCAGUGCCCAACAUGCCCGACAAACGAUGGACCUUCUUCGACCCGGCCACCGACGAAGACAUGCCCGCCGACCAGCUUCCAGAAGACUACGACGAAAAGUGUGACCGGGCAGAAGACCACCCACGGCCAGGGCGCGACUUCCACAAAAUGCCCACUCCAAAGCCGGGCAAAAAGCCCGGCGACGUGGCGUACGGGUUCUACACGUCCGCGAAGGGCCUACUCCAUUUUGGGCCCGGGCGCGUCGUCACGAACUACUUCCGUGAGGACGGCAGCCUCCGCAGUUACGCCGUCGAGCCUCUGUCUGUCCGCGGGGGGCUCCCGUUCUGGGAAUCAGACACGGGCGAUGAUAUCGCCGAAGAGGACUUGCCGCGGUCGUAUUACUCGGGCUCCUUGGAAACGCAGCAGCGCAAAAACAAGGACCGCCCGCGGUGGGAGGAUCCCCCGGAGAAGGAUGACUGGCUAUACUGGUAUGGGAGGCUUCCUCCAAUGCCUGAUUGCGAUGUCGUCGAGCGGUAUCCGCGCCUCGGCACCGAGCACUCUGGUGCUUACUUCGCACCUGAUGGGCAGUGGUUCGCGGGUGUGGGCACGGUUGUCGCUGUCGGGUAUACUCCUUACGCAGCUGGCUUUAGAUGUUGGUAUGUCUUUGUUGAGCCUAUUACCGGGAAGUCCGGCGGGGUUUAUGAUUUUUUCCACCCUAAGACGUACGAGUGGAUGGACGAGCUACCAUCUAACCCUAUUCCUGGAGAGUCCUGUGCCCCCUCUGUACGCAGGAAGCUUCCUACGCGCUGGUAUAAUCUUCCAGCAAUUCGCCGGCAACCUAAUAUAGGGGAGGAGUAUUCUGGGCGAUACUUUCCACCUAAUGCGCCUAAAAGAGAUGUCUACCUCGGGGUAGGCAAGGUGCUUAGAACGGGGGUGACUAAGGAAGGUCGAAUCUGGGUAGAUGUAGCGCCUAUCCCAGGGAAGAGGGGCGGCCAUUACACCUUUUUUAACCCAUGGACAGGCAAGACCAUGCCUGAUGAGUACUUGCCGAACGAGGAGUGA
Molecule: messenger RNA, 1221 nt
Organism: Aspergillus mulundensis
Lineage: Eukaryota; Fungi; Ascomycota; Eurotiomycetes; Eurotiales; Aspergillaceae
Exons: 1
Coding region: 1-1221 (406 amino acids)
Source: RefSeq, a predicted model, not a curated record